This is a messenger RNA of Zophobas morio, 410 nucleotides long. RefSeq lists its product as uncharacterized. The record is from RefSeq and is a predicted model, not a curated record. Bases 10 to 360 code for a protein of 116 amino acids. Lineage: Eukaryota; Metazoa; Arthropoda; Insecta; Coleoptera; Tenebrionidae. The transcript has 2 exons.
UUUUUCACGAUGAAAACGUGCCAGAUUAUUAUUUUACUGUUUGUUUUAGUUGUGUUUUGGGCUCCGAAGAUUAGCGCCGUAAAAGAGUGCUACCUCUGUGAGAAUCCUUGUAAAAACCAAGACGAUAUGAAAGAACAGAAGUGCGAUGACGCCAAUUCCGACUGUGCAGUAUACGGCGAAAAGGGCAAGGAUGAAGUAUUCGCUGUUUGUUUAGGUGACGACUACAAGGAUUUUUGCGAAAGUAUAACAGACAAUUACGAAUCUAAGGACACGGCGUGCUACCAAUGCUCUGAUAAAGAUAAGUGCAACAGCUACAUGCCAGUGGACGAGAUAUUCAAAAAACAGAAGAAAAAGGACUAAAGAUAUAUUAACACAAGUUUUGUAUUUUUGUUUAUUGGGGAAUUGGAUGU